This is a messenger RNA of Coregonus clupeaformis (lake whitefish), 2214 nucleotides long. Its product is annotated as bactericidal permeability-increasing protein. Gene Ontology annotation, molecular function: lipid binding. Bases 69 to 1526 code for a protein of 485 amino acids. NCBI's taxonomy places the organism in Eukaryota, Metazoa, Chordata, Actinopteri, Salmoniformes, Salmonidae. The transcript has 16 exons. The record is from RefSeq and is a predicted model, not a curated record.
CAGUCCCAAAUCAGAACUACAGCCAUUCUAUCUACACUAGAGCUAGCAAUCAACCUAGGGCUUUAAGCAUGUUAUCACUCCUAAUACUGCUGCUGAAUCUUACCAAUCAUGCCUUUGGAGAAAAUCCUGCAAUAAAGGCCAUAUUGACAAAUAAAGGACUUCAAUAUGGGUCACACAUUGGGGCUGAUUGGAUGCAGGAGAAGAUAUGGAGUAUGAUCAUACCAGAUAUCAGCGGUGGUGUUGACAUUGGUAUAGGAACAGUGCACUACGUCCUUGACGGAAUCUCAGUGUCUGGGUGUGAUGUUCCAGAGCCUUCAGUGGAGUUCUAUGAGGGCGUGGGACUCAAGACUGGGAUCAGUGGCUUCAGCAUUUCAAUGAAGGGCAAUUGGCACACACGUUUUGGCAUCAUAAGCGAUGGUGGCUCAUUUGACCUGGCAGUGUUCAAUGUGGACGUGACCUCUGUGGUGCAGUUAGGGAGUGAUUACAGUGGACACAUUUCUAUCUCCAGUGAAAACUGUGAUGCCAGGAUAAGCAAAGCAUCAAUCACUUUCCAUGGAGGAGCCAGUUUUAUCUUCCAGCCAUUUGUGACCCUUUUCCAAGAUCAGAUGACUGCUCUAAUUGAGGAAAAAAUCUGCCCAAUGGUUGAAGAGCAUGUUACAGAUUUGGAUCAACAUCUAGCAGAAAUGCAAGUGUCCUUCAAGGUCAAUUCUGCUCUGGUUUUGGACAUCCCCCUCACUAACCCACCCCUCGUUGAAUCUAUUGGCCUUGGUCUGGAUUUGAAGGGUGAGUUCUACAGUGUUCAGAGUCACACAGAUCCUCCUUUUAAGGCCGAGCAUUUUGAUCUGCCAAAGGAUGAUGGCCACAUGCUCUCCCUGGGCCUGUCUGAAUUCACUGUCAACUCUGCCUCCUACGGUUACUUCUCCGCUGGACUCCUGCAGGCCAAAAUUAACGACAGCAUGAUCCCCAAGACUUCUCCUUUCCGCCUCAACACAACCUCCUUCGGGCCUCUCAUCCCUCAGCUUCCCAAGCUCUUCCCCAACAUGCUGAUGGAACUGCAGGUGUAUGCCAGGGACGUUCCAAUGUUUUCCUUCCAGGCUGAUAAGGUGACACAGGAAUUUCCAGGUGCCAUUAAGGCCUUUGCCAUCCAGCCAAAUGCUUCACGGACUCCACUGUUCAAUCUCAAUGUUGACUCAAUUUAUCGUGGGAUGAUACGCAUUUCAGAAGAGAAACUCCAAGGCUUGAUGAAACUAAACAAUUUUACCCUGACACUGGCAUCAAGUGAAGUGGGAACAUUCCAGACUGCAGCCCUGGAAAAAAUUGUGAAAAUGGGGGUGGAGGUUUCAGUGUUAGCUAAACUGAACGCCAAACUGGAGGAGGGCAUUGCUUUACCCACCAUGCACCACAUCCAUCUGGUUAACCCUGUGCUGAAGAUCCAGCAGGGAUUUGUGUCCAUUGCAUCAGACCUUGACGUUAAAUCUGCAGAGAGAGAGAGCAUUUCUGAAGGGAUUUACCCUUACCAACUCUAGGUGGUGCUGCUAAUAUCAUUCAUUACUAUCCCAGAAAAAAAUUAUACAUUACUAAUUUCUUAAUGUAGAACUGCAAGUAGCUACACAUUAACCACUGCCUAAUCCAUGGUUAAAUUUUAGCACUGAAAACACCAGCCGAUUCAUAUAGAUGUGUUAAGAUUUAGAAACAUAUUAUUCAAGAGAGAAUUUUCAGCUUUGCCUUGUUUUCAGUGAACCAAUUAUCAUAGGUAUCAGAUGAAAUGUACUGCUUCUACUGAAAUUUAAUUUGAGCAUUGCCCCAUUUUGGCAAUGGAUAACUCACUGAUUAAAGAAACAAGACCGCUUGUACUGUAACACCGCUAAAAACAACUGAUUGCAGCUCACAAUAAACCUGAUAAAGCUGUGUGAUGCAAUAAAAUGAAACACCACAUGAAUACACCAAUAAAUUGUUUUACAAAAAGUUUAUUUCUGUUUUCUUGAAAAGUGUUAGCUAUGGCUAUGGCAAGGUUAAAACAAGGCUACAGUAAACAUGUAGUCCCCCACACAGUGCUUAAUUUGAGCCGGAACAGGAUCCGGAACCUCUUAGAUUUGACUUUGUUCGUUCCAGCACCUAUUUACCCGGAUCCAGUACCUCUCGCGGCAUGAUUUAUUAAUUGUUUAAUUGUUCGCACUGUAAACAUUCUAAUAAAAGCUAUGAGCGUUAAAUCAA